Molecule: messenger RNA, 1070 nt
Organism: Durusdinium trenchii
Lineage: Eukaryota; Dinophyceae; Suessiales; Symbiodiniaceae
Source: the annotation of a GenBank genome assembly
UGCAGAUUCGAUCAUUUCACACAUUUCACAACCAUCAACAGAUUUUUUGUAGCCGGGGCCAAUUGCGCUGCAUUUAAGGGCCAUGUCAGCCGACGCGGCGCAGGAGCUGGUGAAGAAAGCUGACCAAAAGCUGAAGGGUGGAGGUGGUUUGAUGGGCUACUUCACUGGAGGUCCCAAAUACGACGAGGCCAUCGAGAUCUAUCAGCAAGCGGCCAAUCAGUACAAGAUGGCGAAGAUGUGGCAGGAGGCAGGGAACUGCUUCGUGCAGUGCGCCUACUGCGCGGAGAAGUCCGGGUCACAGUCUGAUCAGGCGAACUACCUCUCGGAGGCCGGCAACGUGCUGAAGAAGGUCACCACAGGCACUGCCGUGGAGCAGUACGAGAAGGCGAUCAGCAUCUACAGCGCUGGAGGCCGCUUCCAGCAGGCAGGCAAGCUUUUGUUGUCCAUCGCUGAACUCUACGAGGCGGAGAGGUUGCAGCACAAGGAGUGCAAGGAAUUCUACAAGCGUGCCGCCGAAAUGUUUGAGCUGGCGGACCAUUCAGAAUCCAACUUCUCCAAGUGCAAUCUGAAGUUUGCGGAGUAUGCUGCCAAGGAUGGAGACCUGCAGGAGGCCAUCCGAAUCUUCGAAGCGGAAGGUGAAAAGGCCUUGGGGAAGACUCUGCUGCAAUUUGGUGCCAAGGAGCAUUUCCUGAACGCAGGGAUUCUUCACUUGGUAGGUGGUGACAGCGUCACGGUGAACCUGGCGUUAGACAAAUACAGGUCGCUGGAUCCACGCUUCGCCAGCUCCAGGGAAGGAGAGCUCUUGGGUGACCUGGCACAAGCCUUCGAAAGUGGCGACGUGGACGCCUUUGUGGAGAAGCUCUCGGACUUUGACGCCAUCAAGCCCUUGGACUCUUGGAAGACCGAAUUUUUGGUCAAGGUCAAAGAGCACUUGCAGCCUUCACACGCCAGCGCCACCGAUGCCAUUGACCUCUCAUGAGUUGGAGUAAUUUUUCGGACCAGACACUUGUGCAGAUUGAUCCGGAAAAAGUUGGUUUCACCAUCCGGAGAGGAAGGUCCUCUCAGGCAAA